This is a messenger RNA of Chironomus riparius, 9793 nucleotides long. The record is from the annotation of a GenBank genome assembly. Lineage: Eukaryota; Metazoa; Arthropoda; Insecta; Diptera; Chironomidae.
CGUAGAUCUAUAUUUUUCUACUUUUAUGUUCCGCAAAAAUUAAUAUUAUUAUUUGUGAUUUUCGCGAAUUUUCAAAGAGUUUAUGUCCAUAAAAACAUACAACUAUAUGUUGUACAAGUGAAUUUAAUGUUAAUUUUUUAAAAAACGACUUAUUAUGUGUUAAAAUUCAGUUUUUCUGUUCAGAUGUUUUUUCAAUAGAUUUUCAAACAGGGUUUUAUUUUUCAUGUGAACAAGAAGCAAAAAAAAUAGAAAAAAAUAGAGAAACAAAUUUCAACGACAAAAAGCGACGAGUCUACAACGAUUGAAGCAUAAGAAGAACAUUGAAUUUACAUCCGAUACAAAAUACGACUAAGAGUUUAUAAUUUUUUUUAUUGCCGGACGAAAGUAUAUAGCUUUAAGCAGUGGAAAAGGACCUUCAAAAGAGAUUAUUGAUUGUUGACAAUUUCAUUUUUCUUUAAAGAAAAAAAGUAAAUUUCACAAUAAGUUUCUAAAUCAUGGCCGCACAACUUUCAUUGCGGAUCAGCUUGGAAGGAGGACGAGUCACAAAAACAAUUCAAUUUGAUCCAAACACAUCAGUAUUCGAUGCAUGUCGCAUUAUUCGAGACAAGUUUGCAGAAGCUGUUCAAGGACAAGCCAUGGAAUAUGGAUUGUUCUUGUCAGACGAAGAUAGUCGCCAAGGAGUUUGGCUAGAACCGGGACGCAAUCUUGGAUAUUACUUACUUCGUAAUUUAGAUGUAUUGGAAUAUCGAAGAAAGUUGAGAACAUUAAGAGUUCGAAUGCUUGAUGGUGCUGUUAAAACUAUUCUGGUCGAUGAUUCACAGCCAGUCACACAAUUGAUGGUUGUCAUUUGUACAAAAAUCGGCAUAACAAAUCAUGAUGAGUACGGCUUGGUUCGUGAAGAGCAAGAGUCACAAAACGAAAAUCAGCCAGAUAAUAAAUCGAAUUUCGGUACAUUAACAUUGAGACGUAAAUUGACUGGAGAACGUGAUCGUGAUACUAAAAUGGAAAGCUUGAGGAAGAAAUUGAAGACCGAUGAUGAAAUCAAUUGGGUUGACAAUAGCAAAACUCUUCGUGAACAAGGAAUUGAUGAGAGUGAAACGGUCUUAUUGCGUCGAAAAUAUUUCUUCUCGGACCAAAAUAUCGACUCAACAGAUCCCGUUCAAUUGAAUUUGUUAUAUGUCCAAGCCAGAGAUGCCAUUUUAAAUGGUACACAUCCGAUUACACAAGAUAAAGCAUGUGAAUUUGCUGGCGUACAAGUCCAUAUACAAUUCGGUGACUACAUAGAAGCAAAACAUAAGCAAGGAUUUUUGGACUUAAAGGAAUUUUUACCAAGCUCAUAUGUACGAGUAAAAAACAUCGAAAAGAAAGUGUUUGCAGAACAUCGUAAACACAUUGGUGUCAGUGAACUCGAUGCAAAAGUUUUAUAUACAAAAUCAGCUCGUGAAUUACCAACUUAUGGUGUUACAUUUUUCCUUGUAAAGGAGAAAAUGCAUGGAAAAAACAAAUUGGUGCCUCGUUUGUUGGGAGUCACAAAAGACUCCGUGUUACGUUUAGAUGAGAAGACAAAAGAAAUUCUUAAAACAUGGCCAUUGACUACAGUUCGUCGUUGGGGUGCAUCACCAAAUACAUUCACACUCGAUUUUGGUGAUUAUGCUGAUCAAUAUUAUUCCGUUCAAACAACUGAAGCCGAGCAAAUUGUACAACUUAUUGCUGGCUAUAUUGACAUCAUUUUGAAGAAGAAGAAAAGUAAGGAUCAUUUCGGAAUUGAGGGCGAUGAAGGAUCAACUAUGGUUGAAGAAAGUGUUGCUCCGUUCAAAGCCUCAAUUAUUCAACAAGAAAUUACAAAAGUUGGAAAAGUAAAUGAGGAAUCAAUUUAUAAGCCUGUAUUAAUUCGCGGAGUUGAUGCAUCACGUACAUUCACAACUGGCGAAAUGAAUUCAGCACAAUUUGGUGCUAUUGUUGGUCAAGUUAAUUUAGCUCAUCAACCGCCAAUGCUUCAAACAACUCAUGUCAGUACGAUUUUGACGGAACCACAACGUGCCUUACUCGGAUAUAUUUCGGCUGGUCAAGAAGCAAUCAGCAAAGCUGAACGCGAUCUUGAAACAAGAGCUGCCUUACCGCCACUUGGAACUGAUCCUGGAUCUAUGCAAUGGCGUGAAGAAACUUUAGAAACAUCAAAACAAACUGUUACAAGUCAUUUGUCAAAUAUGAAUGCAGCUACAGCACAAGUAGUCACAGCUGCAAAUGCUGAAGAUGUUGAUCAUGAUGCUGUUGGCGCUGCUGUGUCACAAAUUGCCCAAUCAAUUCCAGAAGUCACCAAGGAAGUUAGAUUAAUUGCAGCAUUAAUGGAUGAUGACUUUAAUGGUGAUAAAUUAUUAGAAGCUACAAGAAAAUUAUGCAAUGCAUUUAGUGAUUUGUUAAAAGCUGCUGAGCCUGAAGCUAAAGAUCCACGUCAAAACUUGUUUAAUGCUGCUAGUCGUGUUGGUGAAGCGUCUGGUCAAGUUUUAUCGACGAUUGGAGAGGAAGAUGAUUCUAGUAGAGAGCUUCAUGAUAUGUUGCUAGCAUUAGCUAAGGCUGUGGCUAAUACUACAGCUGCUUUGGUAUUGAAAGCUAAGUCUAUCGCUUCUGAAUGUGAGGAUGAGGCUACCAGAAAUAAAGUAAUUGGUGCCGCUAGUCAAUGUGCUUUGGCCACAAGUCAAUUAGUUGCAUGUGCUCGUGUCGUUGCUCCUACAAUUCAAUCACCAGCUUGUCGUGAACAAUUGGAAGCAGCCGCUCGUGAAGUUGCUAAAGCUGUAACUGUACUUGUAGAAGUUUGUAACGAAGCGUCCGAUAAUCAUGAACUAAAGGGUGAUUUGAUGUCUGCAGCAAAAGAAGUAUCAAGGUCAUUAUCUGAUUUAUUAGAACACAUUCGAGUAUGUUCUCGUGAACGUGCAGUCCGAGUAGAAGAUGAAAAUCCUGUCGAUAAUGUUCUCGUUGCAACUGAUAUUUUGGUAUCAUCAAGUGAUCCCCAAGAAAUGAUACGUCAAGCAAAGGCACUUGGCCAAGCCACAGCAGAAUUAAUAAAAUCAAUCAAAGGUGAAGCAGAACGUAAUGAAGAUUCAGAAAUUCAAAGACGUUUGUUGGCAGCUGCAAAACAACUAGCAGAUGCUACAGCCAAAAUGGUCGAAGCUGCUCGUCUUUGCGCAAGUUCACCUCAUGAAUCGGCACAUCAAGAAGCUUUGCGUCAUGCUGCUGAAGAAUUGCGUGAUAUAACUGCAACAACAGCAAAAACACCAGCCAUGAAACGUAAAUUAAUUCAACGUUUAGAACAAUGUGCUAAGCAAGCUGCUUCAUCAGCCACACAAUGUAUUAGUGCUGCACAAAAUGCCACUAAUUAUAGCGAAGAUAUUCAAACAAAAGAAAUAUUGAUUCAAGAUUGUCAAGCCGUUGCAGAACAAAUUCCAAGAUUAGUAUCAGGUGUUAAAAAUACUUUGGCACAUCCAGAUGAUUUAUCAGCUCAAUUUGGAUUGAUUGAAGCUUCUGAACAAUUUUUGGAGCCAGGAACUCAAGUUGCUGCUUCAGCCAGAAAUCUUCAACCAACUGUCCGUGACCAUAAUUCAGCUACGCAUUUAAGUAAGUCUUCCAUCACUUUAAAUCAUUCAAUUCACGAAUUAAGAUCCGCUGCUCAAAGGGCACGUGAAGCUUGCGGUGGAAAUGAAUUGGAAUCAGCAAUUGAUGCUGUUAAAAAUUUGAGAAAUGUUCUUGCUGAUACAAAACGUGCUGCACGAGAUGGCUCAUUACGUCCUUUGCCUGGUGAGACAGAAGAUGGAUCUUUCAAACUUCUUGGAACGACCAGUAAUGGAGUUGAUGUCGCAAUUGUUCAAUUAUUAUCUGCAGUCACUCAAGGAAACAGUUCAUAUGCCGGUGUAGCAGGUAGAGAUACUGCCUUAGCUCUUGGUGAAUUCACAAAAUCAGUUCGUGGUGUUGUUGCAACAAAUAAAAAUCCAAUGGUAAUUGACUGUGCUGAUGAAGUUAUUAUUGAAUCAAUAAGAUUGAUUGAAGAAGCACAAAGAACAUUACAAAACCUUGGAAAUCAAGAUAAUCUUUAUGUAAGUGCUAAGCGAGUAAAGAAUUCACUUGCAAAGACUCAAGAUUGUCUUCCAGGUUUAAAGGAUAUUAAUGAAGCAUACGAAACCAUUACUGAAUUGAGACAAAUUCUUGAUGAAGGACAAUAUCCACCACCAUCAAGACCAUUCGGACAUCUUCAAACUGACUUGAAAACAGCAGCAAAUAAUUUGAGUACCGCUGGUGGAAGAGUUGCUCAAGCUUAUUCGAGUCCAAUUCAAUUGGCAAAUACAAGUCAAGAUUUUUGUGGUGCUUAUAAAGAGCUUUUAACUGUUACUUUAGAAAUGGCUGGGCAGACACAAGAAGAACAUAAUCGUGUCAUCAUUGUUGAUUCACUUCGUGGAGUAACAAAUCAAAGUACGAGCUUGUUAGGAACCGCUAGAAAUGUUGCAGCUGAUACUGCAUAUCCAAAUUCUAAAAAUGAAUUAGCUACAGCUGCACGUCUCGUUACUGAAAGUAUAAAUAAACUUGUCGAUGUCUGCACACAAUCAGCUCCGGGGCAAAAAGAAUGUGACAAUGCAAUAAGAUCGAUUGAAUCAUUGAGACCAUUACUCGAAUCGCCCCAAGAAGCAUUGACUGAUCAAGGAUAUUAUGAUUGUUUAGAAACUGUCAUGGAUAAGAGUAGAACAUUAGGAGAUGGAAUGACAGGUAUUGCAAAUAAUGCAAAACAUUCUCAACAUGUUGAAUUCGGACACGCUGUUAAUUCUGUUUCUGAAUCUAUUCGUGGAUUAAUUGAAUCUGCUGCACAAGCUGCAUAUCUCGUUGGUGUUUCAAAUCCAACAAGUACUUCAGGACGUCCUGGCUUAGUUGAUUCAUCAGCUUUUGCUCGUGCCUCUCACGCUAUCCGUCAAAGUUGUGAUGUUUUAAAAGGACCAACAAGUACACAACAACAAGUAUUAUCAGCCGCUACAAUUAUUGCAAAACAUACUUCAGCAUUAUGUAAUGCUUGUAGAAAUGCAAGUUCAAAUACACAAAAUCCUGUUGCUAAGAGACAUUUUGUUCAAGCAGCAAAAGAUGUAGCAAAUUCGACAGCAUCAUUAGUGCGUGAAAUCAAAGCUCUUGAUCAAGAUUAUAGUCCCGCAUCAAGAAUGAGAUGUUCAAAAGCCACCGAACCAUUAUUGGAUGCCGUCAGUUCUUUGUGUCAAUUUGCAUCCUCACCAGAAUUUGUUUCAAUACCCGCAAAAAUAUCAUCCGAUGGAAGAAGAGCACAAGAACCGAUAUUAAAUGCAGGACGUGGAAUUUUAGAUGGCGCAGUUGAAAUGGUAAAGACAGCAAAAGUUUUAGCAGUGACCCCAACAGAUCCUCCAAUUUGGCAACAACUUGCAAUUCAUAGUAAAUCAGUAUCUGAAUCAAUUAAAAAACUUGCUUCAAGUAUUCGUGAAAAAGCACCGGGCCAAUUACAGUGUGAAUCAGUUAUUGAAAGUCUUAACUCGUGUGCUAGAGAAUUGAAUGCAACAUCAAUGGCAAUUGGAAUUGAAGGACUUCCACCUAAAAAGGAUAAUAAUUUACAAGGUUAUACUGGACAGGUAUUAAAUGCUGCAAGUGAAUUGAUUGAUAAAUUAGAACCAGUAAAAUCAUCUGCAAAGAAAAAUGCCGAAACAUUAGGACAUGCUGUAACUCAAAUUUCUAGACAUAUUAUUCCAUUAACAACGGGAACAAUUGGUGCAUCAUCACUCGUUAUUCAUUCGGGUCAACAAUCUCUUCUAAUCGAUCAGGCAAAAUCAAUUGUAGAGAGUUCAAUUCAAUUAGUGCAAGUUGCAAAAGAAGCCGGCGGAAAUCCUCGCGCAGCACAUUUACAUCAGGAAUUAGAUGAAUGUGUCGAAUCAACGAGGGAAGCAAUUAUAGAAUUAAAUGCAACAGUUGAACGAUUAUCGACUGAAAAUGGCGUAGUUACUGGAUUAAUUGAACAAAUAUCGCGCUCAAUAUCUCGUAUAACUGAUAAGCGUCAAUCAUUCUUAGGUACAUCAUUGAAUGAUACAUAUGUUGAUUAUCAAACAAGAAUGGUUCAAUCAGCGAAAGAAAUUGCUCGUCAUGCUAACGAAAUUAAUGCCAAAGCGGCUUUCGAUCCAACAAAAUUGGCUCCAUUAUGCGUUGAAAUGACAAGACAUUAUACACAAUUGGCACAAGAUUCUGUUGGAGCCUCAUCAUUGACAACAUCGCCUGAUAUUUCGAUUAGAAUUAAAAAUACUGUCCAAGAUUUGGGUCGCUCCGUAACACAUUUAAUUCAGUCAACAACUGGUGUCCGAAAAGAUGAUGCAAGUAGUUUAAAUGAAACUCAAAAAGGUUCACGAGAUGUUUCGGAAAAAGUUUCGCAAGUUUUGGCCGCAAUACAAGCCGGAUCAAGAGGUACACAAGCUUGUAUAAAUGCAUCAAGUACUGUUGCUGCAAUUAUUGGCGAUUUGGACACAACAAUUAUGUUUGCUGCUGCUGGAACUUUACAUUCAGAAGGCGAAGGUCAUUUUGCGGACCAUCGUGAACAUAUUUUAAAAACGGCCAAAGCACUUGUUGAAGAUACAAAAGUUUUAGUUGCUGGAGCCGCCGGUACUCAAGAUCAAUUAGCUAGUGCUGCACAAAAUGCUGUCUCUACUAUUGUCCAACUUGCUGAAGCUGUAAAGAAAGGUGCAAGUUCACUCGGUUCUCAACAAUCCGAUUCACAAGUUAUGGUAAUGAAUGCUGUAAAGGAUGUUGCCGCAGCACUUGGUGAAUUGAUUAAUGCGACAAAAUUGGCUUCUGGUAAACCAAUACACGAUCCAGCCAUGAAUGACUUGAAAGAGAGCGCAAAGGUAAUGGUUAUGAAUGUGACAUCGUUAUUGAAAACUGUAAAGGCUGUUGAGGACGAACAUACGCGUGGUACACGAGCGAUGGAAGCAACAAUUGAAGCAAUUAUACAAGAAAUUCGUGCAAUGCAAUAUUCUGAAUCGAAUCGUACAUCCGCAAUGCCAUCGACACCCGAAGAUUUAAUCCGUGUUACCAAAAAUGUUACUGUAGCAACUGCAAAGGCAGUAUCGGCCGGUUCAAGUAAUUUACAAGCUGAUAUAACUGCUGCCGCAAAUAUUGGACGUCGUGCAAUUUCUGAAAUGUUAAUUGUAUGUAAAUCAGUUGCUUGGAAUUGUGCUGAAAGUACUGAAUUAAGACAAAGAACUCUUGAUGCUGGUGGUGCAGUUGGAAGUGCUUAUCGUGAACUUCUUGAAGGUGUUUUAAGAAAUUGCUCAGCCGAUGAACGUAUGCAAUAUUCACGUCGUGUUGCUAAAUGUGUUACAGACUUAGUCAGUAUGGCACAAUUAUUAAAAGGAUCCGAUUGGGUUGAUCCUGAAGAUCCAACAGUUAUUGCUGAAAAUGAAUUACUUGGCGCUGCUGCUUCAAUUGAUGCUGCAGCAAAGAAACUUGCUAGUUUACGACCAAGAAGGCAUCCUGACAUUAAGCAAACGGAUGAGAAUAUGAAUUUUGAUGAGAUGAUCCUUGAAGCUGCAAAAGGAAUAAUGGCUGCAUCAUCAACUUUAGUUCGGGCUGCAAAUGCAGCACAACGUGAAUUAAUUGAUCAAGGAAAAGUUGCAAAAAGACCACUUACAUCAUCGGAUGAUGGACAAUGGUCUGAGGGAUUAAUUUCGGCGGCAAGACUUGUAGCUGCAGCUACUCAUAGUCUUGUUGAAUCUGCACAAAAUCUUGUACAAGGAGUUGGAACCGAGGAAAUGCUUAUAUCAUCCGCUAAACAAGUUGCAAGUUCAACAGCACAACUUUUAAUUGCAUGUAAAGUAAAAUCGGAUCCAAAUUCAGAGAGUGGACGAAGAUUGCAAGCUGCAGGAAAUGCUGUAAUUAAAUCAACAGACAAUUUAGUUCGAGCAGCACAAACAGCAAUUGAGGGCGAAGAGGAACAUACAUUAAAACUUAAUAGAAAUAUGGUUGAUGGAAUGGCACAGGAAAUUAAUGCACGUUCUGAAGUGUUACGAAUGGAAAGACAACUUGAGGAAGCAAGAAAUAAAUUAACAGCAAUACGUCAUGCAAAAUAUCGACAAAAAAACGUAGCAGGAUAUACAACUGAUGAAAGUGACUUUGAAGGUGGUAAUACAAGUGCUAGCGGUUAUUAUCCAGGACAACAAGGAUUUACCUCACCAUCUCCAACACAUAUGAAUAGAUCAGGUAAUGCAACAAGUCCAUCACCAAGUCACUUCCAAAAUCAAGUCAAUUCAACGACAUAUGAACAACAACAGCAAAUAAAUCAACAAAUUACACAACAAAAGAGAUCAAAUCUUUUAACAGCUAAUGCAGUACCAAAACCAUACAAUUCUUCAAUAUUGUCUUCCGGAUCCCCAUCACCACAGCCCCCUCCUCCCCCACAACAGCCAAUUUCUCCUAUUCAAAAUCGCAUCUAUGAAACUACCACAAUUACCAAUCCAAAUUUAAAUACGCGAUUCGAUAAAGCACGAUUAGAGCAAUGCGUUCAGGAUUUACAUGAUAAGACAUUUGGAAAGAGUUCGCCUGUUAAUACAUUAAGUACAUUUAAAACGACAGUAACGACAAAUAUUGCUCCACCAAAUGAUGGUAAACAAAAUUAUGAAGGAUAUACUACAAGUAGAUAUGAAACCAGAACGUUCCAAACCACAGAUGGUCAACCAAUCAGUAAUCUUAACGAGGAAUUUGCACGACUCCAACUUUUGAAUCAACCAGUUAAUGGCGGAGUUAAUGGACAAUCAUCGACACUACAUUCAAGCAGUUCCUCACAGUCAUCACACCAAAAGAUCAUUCAACGAAUGGAAGUAAAGGAGAGUCGUCAAGUAUCGUCAUCGUCCGAUAGCCGAAAUUAUAAGCUACAAUAGGAUAUAACAUCUGUCUUCUAAGCAGUUUAGCAGUUUAUUGUUGUUAAUAAAAAAAGUUUUUUAAAGUUUUUUACACAUGCAGAUGCAGACAUACACAAAGUGCCAGAAAUAUAAUUUUUUUAUAACAAAUUGUGGACGAAGAAGAUAAUUGUUGAUAACUUUUUAAUGUUGUGGCCUUUUUGGGGUGAGAAAUAAUGGAAUAUUUAUGAUGUUCAUCAAUUUAGGGGGUUGAGGGGUUGUUUGGCAAUGAAAUGAAAUGAUGGACGUCACUGAUAAAUGACCCCAAAGUCGUUUAUAUUCAUUAAUUGAGAAAAAUACUUACGAAUUAAUUUCAAUUUGAAUUUACAUAAAAUUUAGCAUCCAUUAAAUACUUACACAUAAUGUGCCUAAUUCUUUUUAUAUACGCGACAAUUUUUAAUUGUCAUUUUUUUAACGAUGAAUGGGAAAACUUAAGAACGAAAAAAAAAAUAUAAUUUUUUUGCCAAUAACUGUGCCAUUUUCUGGGGAAUUUGAGGAAGUGAAAAUUUGCUUGAGUGAAUUUUCGCAAUUUUUAACGAAAAAAAUAAAAAUAUAUAGAACUUAACAUUUAAUACUUGCUAAUUUUUUAGAGAAACCACAUACUUAUUUUAACUUACUUAAUUUGUAUUCACCAAAAGUAUGAACGAUAAUUACUCAUUAAUUAAUUAUUCAUAUUUUUUUCGUCUUAAUUGUAAAUUUGAUAAAUCUACUAAUUUUUUAGUAUUAUAUUCUACAAAUAAUAAUUAUUAUAAUAAUAUUUUCUUAAAUAAAAUAACGAGAAUUUUAGAAAUUUAAUAGAGUUUUGCGCAAAAUUAAUGUACAUUUUUACAAUUUUUAUUCAAUAAAGUAAAAAAUUC